Messenger RNA from Larimichthys crocea (large yellow croaker), 600 nucleotides. RefSeq names its product C-C motif chemokine 19-like. Gene Ontology annotation, molecular function: chemokine activity. Lineage: Eukaryota; Metazoa; Chordata; Actinopteri; Sciaenidae. Gene Ontology annotation, cellular component: extracellular region. The record is from RefSeq and is marked provisional. Gene Ontology annotation, biological process: immune response.
AGUCACCUCACUUCCACUUCCACUGUCGGUGCUGAGAAAACGGACAGGUGCUUCAUCAGCUUUUCAGAUUGCAAGCCGACCUCGCCAGCUCCAGCGACCAGACAUGUCUUCGUGGGGUGAUGCCAAGAUCUUCUUCUGCAUCCUCUUUAUCACCUGCUGCUGCACAGUGACAGUGGCACAGAUAGUGAUGGACUGCUGCUUGUCAGUCAGAAACCAAACAGUUGACAAAAGAGCAAUUGUGGACCACCAUCAUCAGAUCACUGGACAGGGCUGCUCUCUUGAUGCCAUGAUUUUGGUGACCAGACGUAAGAUUAAAUUGUGCGUGCCUGCUGACGAACCAUGGGUCCUAGACGUAGUGAAGCAUGUGGAAGACAAGAAGAAGCGCUGCAUGAAAACCAAAAAGGCCAGAGGCUGCAAAGACAUGACACGUGUGUAGUAAGAGCAACACGUGAACCCUUCAGCUACAACAACAGAGUGGACCACCGCAAGGCAGGGAGGAGAAGGGGUGGAUCAAAGCAAUGAAUAAAGCAAUUCAAGCAAUUGCAAUUCUUCCUAUCAUAAAUAAUUUUCUAUUUACCAUUCUUUUUAUAAAAUUAUGUU